AUGAACUGGCUGCAAUCACUCGCGGGACACGGCUCAAACAAGACCGAGGAGACUGCCAAGUCCAAACUUCAAAGAUCAGGGAUCGUUGGUGAGGAUGAGCUAGGAGAACUGUUCGAAUGGGGUAGGCAGGCCGCCACUGAUAUCUCCCACUUCAGGGACUCGCUGAACGAGACGAUCAAUGAGAGGAACUGCCGUGUUGGGGAGCUUGAAGGAGAGAAAGAGACUCUCUACCAGCAGAUCACAGGUCUCUCGGAUCAACUUGACAGCAGAAAUGCCGAGUUGGAACAGACUACAAGAAGGCUAGAGGCCAAACAGGCAGAGAUGGAUCACGCUGUGCGGAAGCAUUACGAGCAAGUCGACAAUCUCGUUCUCGACCACUCCCGCGACCUUGACAUUCUGGAGACCAGGCUGAACAAUGAGAAGCGGAAUCUACAGGCACAACUGCUGGUAUCGGGCGACAAGAGCCAGGCCUGGCCCGAUGAGAAGCUGCGAACACAGUUCCGCGAGCUUUGUCGCAUCGUCGACAAUGCCACGGCGACUAUUGCGACAACAGUCGAUAUCUCCUCUCAAGUGCUGGGCAAUCGUCUUGAUCCGGAUAACUCGCUGAGUCUGGUGAAGGGGAGGCCGCAUUUCUGGCUCAGGUGGCGAGUCUGGUCAGUCCUCCAGGCGGGAUUCUUUUCUCUUCCAUUCGGAUUUGGCGCUUUCGGGCCCGACAGGGGGGCAGCUGAGAUUACAGCGUUGUGCUGCGCAUGGAGGAGCAGACUUGAUGGCUCGACAGACUCUGACCUGGAUAUCUUCAACAGCAACGAGGUUGCAAAUCGCUGGCGUUCAAUUACCUUUCAGACGCUGGCUGCUGCUGCGACGGAUGGAGGCUCUGGGAGCCUUAUCCAGCUGGGUCACAACAACGUUACCAAUGUGACGGAUCAGAUCAUUUCCCUACUCUCGGUCAUCGCAGGCACUCAGCUACAGAGCGGACUGCAGGGCGAAAUGCGCACAGCAGCAGGCCUAGCCUAUGAGCUGGCGCUGCAGUUUGGCGUCAAUCCUGCUAGGCUAGUGCUGCUGACCGCGGAACGCAGCCAGAUGGUGGUGAUCGGCGGGAGCAAUGGCUUCAUCGACUGCGAGGACGGAGAGGAGAGGAGGGGUCAGAAAGUCCAGGUGGUCAUGGUGGCGUCUCCAGGGCUACAGCGGAUUGGUGAUGGGCGGUCAGAGACAACGCAGAAGCACACAGUUGUGCCGUACACAAUAUGCACUUUGCGGCUGAGCUGCAACAAGGUCAUGCUGCAUAAUCAGCGCGGGGAUUUCAAGGCUAAGCAGCCGGUCAGGAUAGAGUCUAGCAGAAAAAGCAAAGACAACCCGACAAAAUUCAAAGUAGAUGCAGUAAUCGGGGGACCCAGAGAGGAGGCAGACAGUCUCCUUGCUCUGUCUGAGACGUCACGUUCAAGAGACAUGAAGGGUCUCUGGUAUGUCCCCACGCGAGGCAUCAAGCCGGGUAUUGGGGUUGUUGUCUGGCUUUGGCUAGUUACGACUUUGAUCACCAUUAUCACCAUCUGCUCCAUUAGGAGCGUGCCCUCUUCUUGGAGAAUUACGCGGUUGCUUCAUGCAGGAAUGGCGUUUCUUUCCUUAUACUUGCUCCUCCACUGCCUUGAUCUCACUGUCCAGCAAGCAGGGACUGCGGUGACGUACAACUACAUCGUUUUUCAGAGCCUGAAUACUGUCUGGAGAACAUUCUCUGAUGUUUUCUUGUUAUGCGGUUGCUGGUUGAACAUCCUCCGACAUCAGACACCAAAGGUUGCCGUCUCGAGGUGUGACAUGAUCAUUGCUGGCACUCUCUGGGUAUUGGGCUUGUAUAAGCUGGGUCUUCAGUUUGCCCUAUGCUUCGCCUGGCUCGAUUUCGUCGACAUCAAAAAAAAUAGAUUCCAUAGCAGCAGCUCGAAAAUUUGCCUGUUUUCCCUGACAGAUCUAGAUCACCAGCUAACUCCAGUGAUUCAGGAAUCUCAUAUGGCUGGAUGGGCCUCUUACUGCCUUUUGGUACGAGCAUUUUGCGAAGUCGUUAUUGUCGGUCAACUUGAUCGGGCACCAAAAGCACUUCUGAAAAUCUACAGAGCCCAAGACGUUUGCUACAGUCUGUUCAGCCUCCUUUUUGUGAUUUUCACUGCGGGCUCUAUCCCAAGUGGCUCCGACAACGAUCCGGAUCCAUGGGAGUUGGAAAGUAAGAUUUCUGCGCGUUUGGCAGAGGAACAGAGAAAAUUAGAUGAAGCCCUCCAAGUCACUCUGCAGAACUCUCUCGAUGGCUGGCCUGAGGAAGCAGACAGGCUGUUCAAAGAGAAACUUGCAGCUGUGACCGAGUCUGGGACAAAAUCAGCCCCUGUGGUCUCAAUUGUUCUUGACACUCUCCGUGACCAGGUUCGACAAGAAGGGUCGGACGAGAGGCUGCGACAGGGAAAGCUGGACCACUUGGAAAGAAUGGGGCAAGAUCUCGAGGAUUGGGUUCCUGUGUACAAAUGGGAUGGGCAUUCCAGCGACGAUUAG
Molecule: messenger RNA, 2529 nt
Organism: Fusarium vanettenii 77-13-4
Lineage: Eukaryota; Fungi; Ascomycota; Sordariomycetes; Hypocreales; Nectriaceae
Exons: 8
Coding region: 1-2529 (842 amino acids)
Source: RefSeq, a predicted model, not a curated record